AAAUGAUUGCGAGGCAGUGCGGCAUGAGGCUUAGGGCUUCCUUUACUACUAUGCGAAGACCGUGCAACUCAUUGUCAAUGUUUCAGUCAAAGAGGUUCUUCUCUCUGUUGAAGAAAUCAUCAGGCAAGCCUGAUACUACACUAAAAGAAGACUCUAGUACGAAUGAGGACAGUAAGUUCAUCUAUCAGACAGAUUUUAUUGAUAGGCAGGGGAAGAAAGUUCUGCUCUGCAGAGAUGCUUUUAAGGAAUUCAGUUCCCGACUAGGUGAGGGUGAGAAAAAGCCAACCCAAAGAGAACUUAUUAAGAAGAGAAGGGAGUCUGAACGAGGAAUGAUUAAUCUUCAAAAGAGUUAUUCAGAAAAAUUCAAAUUAAAAGCUUCCUUUGUGUCAAGAGAUAUGAGGGAAUUACUACUUAAUUGCAAAUAAACUUGAGAUCAUGCUUAUUUUGUGGAAGAAUAAGGAGUUCUGUCUAAGGAAUUUUAAGAAGUUCAAACUCAUCAUGAAGCAUAUUUGGAUAGAAAUAAAGAAAAUAGGAACGGGAAUGAAAACAUUGCAUAAUGAUGUCAAGUACUCUAUUAAGACAACUAAAGAUACGGAGAUGAAGGAGUAUGGGUCAUACUCAUUCACUUCAAGAGUUAAAAUCAGGCAGACUUGGGCUGAUGUAUUCAAAUUUAUACCCUUCUCUGUCUUUAUCAUCAUCCCAGGAGCUGAUCUUCUUAUCCCAUUUUACUUGGUGAUUUUUCCAAAUGCUUUACCAUCCCAGUUCCAAAGUGAUGCUGGAAAAUCUAAGAAGUUGAAUGAUCUUGUAGAAUUACAGAAAAUGAGCGCUCAUAAAUUAUCUAAGAUGUUCCCUCAAAGACUUUCAGAAGCUCUAAAAGAAAGAGAGAUUGACCCUGAUGAUAAAAUCAAGAUCACAGAGCUAAGAAGAAAAUUUAAAGAGAAGGAUUUUCUGACAACAGAUUUACUAGACUACAGGAAGAUCUUUAAAGUUUAUAUUAACUUUCAAUAUACUUCUACUAAGGCUCUUAUGGCAAUAUGCAACAUGAUGUCUCUUCAGCCUAUCACUGGCCUCAACACCAUCAAUAACAUUUUAAAGGUAUUCAGAGUUAAAAUUCCAAUAGAUCAUCCAGCAGUGGAAUGGAUGACCAGAAGGAUACUCUUCAGAGAAUUCUCUCUGUACAUGAAGAAGCUACGUAGAGAUGAUUCAUACCUACAAUUUGAAGAGAUUGAAGAUCUAGACGAGCCUACUUUGAACAGACUUUGCUUUGAGAGAGGACUCCCAAUCUCAAUUCUUACCAGGAACCAGAAGUUAAGAGAGUUGAAGAAAUGGCGUGCACUUUCUACCUUAAGAAAUGUGCCUGAUUCAUUACUUGUCUAUCUCAGAGUCAUGAAAUUUGAUAACAUCAAGACCCACCACGACAAUUUUGUUGAUGAAUACCAUAUUCUCAGAAGAUGUCCUCAUGAGAUCUAUUACUUUGAAAAGCAGAAGAUGUUUGAAGAAGCUCUUGCUGUUGAUGACUUGAGGAAAUUAGUCAAUAAUAUCAACGAGAACUUGAGAACCAAUAAAAAUGAAGUUAAGUUUUCUGGUGACGAUCUUGAUAACUACUCUGAUUUCUUAGAAAGACUCACUGAUAGAUUCAGCAGUCUUGAUACCGAGAUCCAGAAUACUUACAAAUUUGGUAGUCUAUUCUUAGAAUAUCUGGAGAACAAGCUUAUCAUUGACUACUUGUUAGAAGGAAAGCAGAAAGAACUUGAAGAAGAAGCACCUGACUUAGCUAAUAGAGCCAAAGAUAUUUAUGGUAAUGAAUUUUAUUACAGCAUUCCUAACAAAAAGGAAUCUAUCACGGAGGAAUCUAAAUGGUACAAGGUACUCAGUUCGAAGAGGAGUGAAAUAGAGAAUAAAUUAAGCAGCAAGGUUCCAGAACAAUACAUGCAAGAAUUAAUCGCAUAA
This is a messenger RNA of Moneuplotes crassus, 1950 nucleotides long. The record is from the annotation of a GenBank genome assembly. NCBI's taxonomy places the organism in Eukaryota, Ciliophora, Spirotrichea, Euplotida, Euplotidae.